This is a messenger RNA of Tuber melanosporum (Perigord truffle), 1103 nucleotides long. RefSeq lists its product as uncharacterized. Gene Ontology annotation, cellular component: extrinsic component of membrane; transport vesicle; BLOC-1 complex. Gene Ontology annotation, biological process: intracellular transport. The record is from RefSeq and is a predicted model, not a curated record. The coding region runs from base 354 to 881 and encodes 175 amino acids. The transcript has 3 exons. NCBI's taxonomy places the organism in Eukaryota, Fungi, Ascomycota, Pezizomycetes, Pezizales, Tuberaceae.
UCUCUCUCACCCGUUUGUCAUCUACCGGUAAUAGCCUGGUAACAACACUGGGCAAACUGAUCGGAGAGAACCCGUGAUGCAAUCCCUGCAAUCUAUUCCACCUGCCACCAACGAUCGACAACCGUCGAAUCACAAGCCACUACCAGAAUCCAGCAGUCGAAUCUCAUCCCCACUUGCGGAGAGCUCUGAGACUCUGCUCCCUUUGUCUCGUCCAAAAUUCUUUUUUCCCUUCCAAAACUGUUGUCAAAAAUCGUUUCCCAACAGCUACGAUCAACAAGUAAACCUCCCCAGGAGUUCCUCAGUCACUCCCGCACCCGUCGAAACCCCGAUUGGACCUUUCAAAAACGAACGGUAUGGACUCAGAAUUAUUGGCCCACCAAGCACGAGCGGCGGUAGAUACCCUCACCGCACAACUCCGCUCCCUAGAGAACGAGCAAACAGCGCUCUUGCACUCGCUGCAAUUAACCUCCACAACGCUUUCCACCCUACCCGCUUACAACUCUAUCGCUCCAACCUUCUCUCAGAUCCCCUUGUACGAGUCGAAAUUGGCCCGUCUCAAGAGCGCAAUGGCGGCGCAAGCGCAGGAGGUCGACGAGUUGAAGCGGCGGGCGAGGGAGGCCAAUGAGCGCCGGCGGAGGAACCUCAAACGGAUCGAGGAGGCGAGGAGGGGGGAGCGGGAGCGGGACAGGACGGUGCUGAAGGCUCAGGCUCGGGCCGUGGAAGGUGAGGAGAAUGGUAAUAAUAAGGAGAGGGAUGACGGAGAGGCUGUGGCGGAGGGGGAGGUCAAACGAGCAGGUACGCCGGUGAGGGGACAACCAAGGGAAGGGGUUGUCAAGACAGUCAAGAGGAAGAAGAGAGCCCGGCAAGUGGAGAUUCAGUAAACUUGUUCCCCCUCAAAUAUUGUUGAUACCGUUGGCUUGAGAUGAUUCGGUUUGUUUUUUGCUUGGUUUUUUUUUUGUUUUAUUAUUAUUACCCCCUUUUUGUUCUUACCAUCUUUCCCUGUGACAAUAGCUUCCUUCCUUCGCAGCGGAGGCCUGCCGCAACUAUUCGUCUCCUAUCGCGAAUAGCGCACUAUGCUUCACAAUAUAUCACUCGAAAUGGAA